This is a messenger RNA of Trematosphaeria pertusa, 2295 nucleotides long. Its product is annotated as ammonium transporter-like protein. Gene Ontology annotation, molecular function: ammonium channel activity. NCBI's taxonomy places the organism in Eukaryota, Fungi, Ascomycota, Dothideomycetes, Pleosporales, Trematosphaeriaceae. The transcript is spliced from 6 exons. The record is from RefSeq and is a predicted model, not a curated record. Gene Ontology annotation, biological process: ammonium transmembrane transport. Gene Ontology annotation, cellular component: plasma membrane. The coding region runs from base 357 to 1886 and encodes 509 amino acids.
CGCAGGCCCCUAGCCUGGGGAGAGCCGUGCUCUCCCUCAACGACCACCUGUAUAAACCCCGGUGACACGCCCGUCGCGCUUCCUUGCGUGAAAGAUUCCUUACUACAAUUCCUCACGAGGGCGAUCCCCGGCCCCCGCCAAGGACAUUCACACUCUAGACCCUGGAAGUGCAGUUGGCUUUCUCUUCCGCUCACUCCGUCCACUCCUUCACCCACCUUUUCUCUCCUUCUACAUAGUUCUCUGCCUUUUCCCUUCGCGCCAUCGCGCCAGUUCGCAGCCCCUCACCGUCUCCCACGUUUCUCCUUUGAGAAAAUCCAAGCUUCGAGCUUGGAAGAAGUCCAGAGCCGAUCGCCAAAAUGUCCAGCCCUACACCGAAUGACUCCGGGGCAGACCCCACCACUCCUCUUGAGGCCUACCUCAACACCACCGCCACGGGAGGAGACUCUCUAUAUGACAAUCUUAAUGUGUUCUACAAUCCGGGCGACAUCGCUUGGAUGAUUACGGCCACCGCUCUUGUGCUUCUUAUGAUUCCUGGUGUUGGCUUCUUUUAUUCGGGUCUCGCGCGCAGAAAGUCAGCCUUAUCGCUCCUAUGGCUGUCUGUAAUGGCUACAGCAGUAGUGACGUUUCAAUGGUUCUUCUGGGGCUUCUCUCUCGCCUUUUCGAAAACGGCUGGCAGCUUCAUUGGAAAUCUGGAUAACAUCGGCUUCAAGGAUGUGCUUGCGGCUCCAUCCGUGGGCAGCCCUCGCAUUCCCGACCUUCUUUUCGCCGUCUAUCAAGGCAUGUUCGCUGCUAUCACCGUCGCGCUGGCUGUUGGUGCUGUUGCAGAGCGGGGCAGAAUGCUGCCCUGCAUCAUCUACAUGUUCAUCUGGUCGACCGUCAUCUACGAUCCGAUCGCCUGCUGGACGUGGAACGCCUCGGGCUGGUCCUACAAGAUGGGUGGCCUUGACUUCGCUGGUGGAACUCCUGUCCACAUUUCGUCGGGGACUGCCGCACUCGCCUACUCGUACAUGCUCGGAAAACGUCGAGGCCAUGGCACCCAGGAACUCAACUACCGUCCUCAUAAUGUUACACACAUUGUGAUAGGAACCGUCUUCCUGUGGGUUGGAUGGUUCGGCUUCAAUGCCGGUUCAGCGCUUUCCGCCAACCUUCGCGCGGUCAUGGCCGCCGUUGUCACCAACCUCGCGGCUUGCAUGGGCGGAGUUACCUGGUGCCUUGUCGACUACCGUCUGGAGCGCAAGUGGUCAACCGUCGGCUUUUGCUCCGGCGUCAUUGCCGGGCUUGUGGCCAUUACACCUGGAUCUGGCUUUGUCCCGGCUUGGGCUGCCGUGGUGUUUGGCGUUUGUGGAGGCAUCGCGUGCAACUAUGCUACGAAGCUCAAAUACUUCCUCCGAUGCGACGACGCGCUUGACAUCUUCGCUGUGCAUGCCGUUGGAGGAUUUGUUGGAAACAUUCUGACCGCCUUCUUCGCCGCCGAUUACAUUGCGCAUCUCGAUGGCUACACCCCAAUUGACGGCGGAUGGCUCAAUCACCACUGGAUCCAACUCGGCUAUCAACUUGCCGACUCAUUCGCGGGCGGCGCCUACUCCUUCGUCGGAACCUGCCUCAUCCUUGGCUGCCUCGACUUCAUUGGCAAGUUCCUUCCCAUGUUCAAGCUCCGUGCUAGCGAAGAGGAGGAAGUGCUCGGCAUUGACGACGUCGAAAUUGGCGAGUUCGCUUAUGACUACGUCGAGCUCACCCGCGAUGUGAAGCUUCCCGAGGAUGACAUCGACGAGGGCAUGUCCUCCCACUCCCUGGAGCCCCAUGCCUCUGCGAUGGGCGUCCACCACGAGAAGAACCAGGAUUCUGUCGACUCCAACCAGCUGGCCGAGUGGGCACACCGCGCAUAGUCGAUUGUUUUCCUUCAGCACCCGCUCGAUACCAUUGCUUUAGGCUGGAGUUGCAGGUCGUAAUUUGGAGUUAUCCUUUGCUUAAUGCGGAAGAAGAGAUGAGUGACGUUGGAUGGACGAAGAUACCGAGUCGUGGUUAGAACAUGGCAUUGGAUAUGGAUAGGUUCAUUCUGGCUCAGGAAAAUCCGGCUUGGUAAAAGGACUACAUUACCGGGCGCGAUUUUCCAACUUCUCAGCGCGACAUUGUUCCAAGGUUCUGUUCUUUGUAUAAUAGAUUGAUCGUGAGGCUAAGGAACAAAUCCUUGAAAGUGAUACUUCACUCUCCUCUGGACAUACUUCUUCGUCUGAUGCUUUUAUUAGAAAAUGCUUUUAUAAGGAGCACCCGAUUCUAGAAUAUGAUAUCCGCAUC